AACUGUAAAAUUGUAAAAAUUGCCCUUUUCAGUCUGGGAUCUUGUUUGAGAUUCCCUAGGGUAACUGGGGGCUCUGAGCCCCACUUUAAGACUGUGCAUUUUUAAUCGUCUGUUAUGCGUUGUCUCAAGUGGUAGGGGGGGGAAUGUUCCCGGUCCUUAAUUGUAAAUCGGCUGGUUGUUUUUUGGGGGGAUCUGGGCUAGCCUUGCUCUCAGGCUCUCAGUGCUUCCUGAGCAUAAAAGCUUUAGGACUGCCAGGGGAAACAGUGCACUUAUAAUGUGCAUAUUGUGCAGUGCAUUUGUUUAUAAUGCAUUUAUCCAGCUGAAGGGUCAGUGUUUUUAUUCCACCCUCCAUUGUAGGGUAACAGCCUCCCACAGAAAUGCAUUACAGAAUUCUGAAAUAAAAUAAUUAUAUAUACAGUUCAGGGGCUACCACAGCUACUGCUCCCCAUAAAUGUUAAACAACUCUUGAUUUGAGAUGGGACUACUUUAAACCUGUAGCCCUACACAUUUGAUUUGGAGGAAGUUCCAUUUAGAACAAUUGGACCUAAUUGUGAGUAGGAAUAUAUAGGACUGCAGUUUAAGAGAGAGAGAAACAAGACACUGUUAUGAACCCACUUUUGAGGAUUAUGAUAAAAAAGCCAGUUGUAAACAUUUAAAAGAACAAAAGAACAAAUAAAAGCACCCCUCCUGCUGCAAAAUCUCUGUCUGAAAACUAGGCUGGAGAGGAAAGAUUAGAAGAGAGGCUGGGGUGAAAAAGUCAGAGAGCAAGACAUGGGUUAGAUCAAACAUAAUCAGAUGAAAAUCCUCAUCAUUAACAGGCUUAGCCUAUGAUCAACUCCAAUUAUGGCAAACUACAGUGAGAGGUGGGGAGGGACUUGGGUGGCCCAGCGCCAGGAGUUUAAUAGAAGGAAACUGUCCAAGCACACCGGCUGUGCCACAUGCAAGAGUACACAACCCAGUCAGAUGGACAGGGUAUAAAUAUUAUUGGUAUUAGUAUUAUUAGUAUUAUUGAAAAUAGAGGGUCUUGCACCUGUGGCUUGUGGGGCUUCUUCGAAAUAAAAAGUUAUACCUAGCAGCUCCAGAUCAUUACAAGGCCUUCUUUGUCCAGUCUCUCUUCUGUCUUGUUUUCUCCUCAUUCUCUGAGUAGCCAUUGUCACCCUACUGAAGACUGUAUAACAGUGUGGUCCAAACCACAGCCUGCAGGCUACAUCCGUCCGCGAAGCCUUUUUGGUCAGCCUUCAGCAACAUUCAAGAAAAAAACACCUUAAGGCCUUACAAAAUAUUGUUGUCAUGUGUUGUUAACAAAAGAACAUAAUCUUUCUCUGCAUCAAAUUUGUUUAAUAAUUAAAUCUAUUAAUUGUGUGUUUAAUUACAAACACUUUAAUUUACAGGAUGGAAAUUUAAUUUACUGGUUGUCUUGUGGCCCACUUUGUAUGGAAAGUUGGACCGCUGUGCUGUAUAAUGUGGUCUCCCAAGGUCUCUCUCUUCUCUCCUCAAACCCUUAUAAGGAGGAGAACCCUUGGAUUGUUCUUGAAAAUGUGAAGGUGGUAUGUCAAGUUCUCAGUUGGUGGGGAGGACACAUAAGGCAGCGGCAGGACAUAUGCUUGGCAUGCAGAAGGUGCCAAGUUCAAUCCUCUCCCCAGUAAUCUUCAGUUAGGCUCAGGCCUCAUUCCAGAUUGGGGGGGGGGGAGUGUUCUUGCGCCAAGUGCCCUCAGUGAGCCUUUUCCAGCACUGACCACCUUUUUGCUUCCCACCACCAGGCAAGCACAUUUGUGAGACGGGCACAUGUGCAUAUUAACUGCAUCCAUACCAUGGAAAGUGUGCCUAGUUUGGCCUCCGAGGUGCUGGUUUGGGGACCCCAAAAGUGAGUUCAGUGUAGGGGAAGUGGAGCCUGAAAGUAAAAGGCACAUUGCUGAACUUAAUGAGCAAGGGCUGAGAUUUCCCCCAAGAGCUGUGCACUGCAAUGUUUCAUUUUCAAAUAAAAACGGAAUGCUUCCCAAACAGAGCACACUAAGUAUGCUCUGCAGCUCUGAGAUGUAACCAGGGAGGCAGGUCCAUCCCUGACAUCAUUUGUUUGGGGGCUGAGCUGCUGAGAAGCCAAGGCUGGCAGGGUGGAGAGCCCGUAAGUCAUUAGCAGGAGUGCCUGGUGGUGUGCGUGUGCGUCUCUUUGAAGCCAGCUUGCUCCACGGAAGGAAGGGCAGGCAGCCCUGGGUGAAUUGCAUAGGAGUCAAAAGGCUUCCCUGGAUAUGUUGGCCACAACUGCAGCUGUUCUUCUCUCUCUCUUCCUAGAGGCUCACCUUUCUGCACAAGCACCUGUCAACGGGUCCAAUUGGUCUUAUAUGGGUUCUUCUGAUGGGGAGCGAGUGUGGCCCAAGAUGUUCCCCUUUUGUGGAGGAGUAUUCCAGUCUCCAAUUGAUUUUCACAAUGACGUUCUCCAGUAUGAUUCAACUCUUCUGCCCAUAGAACUGGAAGGCUACAAUGUCUCCCCCACUGAGGAGUUUAUUUUGACCAAUAAUGGACAUUCAGUAAGAAUGAGUCUUUCUCAAAGCAUGCGCAUCCGGAGCCUCCCUUCCCACUAUUCUGCCGCUCAGCUCCAUUUACACUGGGGAAACCGGAACAAGCAGGAAGGCUCUGAACACACAAUUGGUGGGAGGCAUUUUGCUGCUGAACUCCACAUUGUACAUUACAACUCUGACAAAUAUCUGGACGUGAACUCAGCAAUGGACAAAUCAGAUGGACUGGCAGUUUUGGCAAUCCUGAUUGAGACAGGCGCAUUCAAUCCAUCCUUUGAAAAGAUCUUCAGUCAUUUUCAGAAUGUGAAAUACAAAGAUCAGGAAGCCUUCAUCCCAGGUUUCAAUGUCCAAGAUUUGCUCCCAGACAGACUGGAUGAAUAUUACCGCUAUGAAGGAUCCCUGACCACACCUCCUUGCUACCCAAGUGUUCUUUGGACGGUUUUUCGAAAGCCAGUACAAAUUUCAGAGGAACAGCUGCUGGCCCUGGAAAGCACUCUGUACUGCACACAGCCUAGUGACCCAGCCCCUCUUGAAAUGGUGAACAACUAUAGGAGAGUCCAGGAGUUUGAUGAAAGGCUGGUUUCCGUGUCCUUCCGGCAAGCCUAACAGAUGGAAGAUAACGGAAACUCUGAGUCUCUGGAUCCAGACUCCAUCUGGACAGGUAGAAAUGAAAGUCCAGCAAGCAGUAUGUCUAAAUCCACUGCGCAGAAACAAAAGAGGUCAACACACUAUAUGCUUGCAGUGGUUUGGCUGGCAGUAUUUGAACACACUGCUUAGACUUUCAUUUCUCUAGUACUGGUGGUUGCUGCAUGAGUAUUUGUGUUUGUUGUACUGAUGUGACAUUGUGAAGGUUGCAUUUGUCAGCACUGUCUCACUACUGCCUGGGCUCUGCAUGCAGUUAGUUAUUUGCCUGUUCCAAUAUAACUCCUUUCUGUUGAUGACAGGAAAUGAUUUGGCAUAUUUAUAUUUUUCAGCAUUUGGAUUCAUAGCAGGUGACCCUGGGGGUACCGAUUUCCAUUCAAAUCUGUGCUCAUAUCAUGCUUCAACACAAAAAUAUCUUUCUUCCAAUCAGUCCUCUUGAUAGUUAUUGCCUGUACGAGAGCACUCAGGAUUGAUCACAUAUGGAGUACCUGCAAAGUAUUAUUAAGUCUUGACAAACAAUUUCAUACAUGUUCAUCAACUGGCUUAAAGUUUCAAUUUCCUCUGUACAAUUUAGAAAUUGGAAUAUCCUGUUGUCCAGACAUGAGUAACGUCUGCCAUUCCUAAUUCCUGAUCCUCAAUAUAAAAGUGACUUAUUGGGUCACAUGCAUGACUUGCACACUGAAGUAUACAAACCUGUUGAGAAGUGUGCAUUGCAUAUUUGCAGGAAAAUCACUUGCUGAUGUCACCCUGUGCUUAGAUUGCAAAGUGAAAUAUGCAAGUGAGGCUGCGUACACACAAUAUAUUUAAAGCACAUUCCCCACUUCUAGGACCUGUAGAUUGCUAAGUGUGCUGGGAAUUGUAGCUCUGGGAGAUGUUAGCUACAGUUCCCAAGAUUUUUUUGGGGGGGGGGGUGGAGAGAUGUGCUUAAAAUGUAUAGUGUCUAUGAAGCAUCAGUUAGGAGUUAGGGAGAAGCACAAGUAGAA
This is a messenger RNA of Podarcis raffonei (Aeolian wall lizard), 4138 nucleotides long. RefSeq names its product carbonic anhydrase 12 (gene CA12). The transcript is spliced from 9 exons. The record is from RefSeq and is a predicted model, not a curated record. Bases 2247 to 3119 code for a protein of 290 amino acids. Gene Ontology annotation, cellular component: plasma membrane. Gene Ontology annotation, molecular function: carbonate dehydratase activity; zinc ion binding. Lineage: Eukaryota; Metazoa; Chordata; Lepidosauria; Squamata; Lacertidae.